Diorhabda sublineata is the source of this 1002-nucleotide messenger RNA. RefSeq names its product general transcription factor II-I repeat domain-containing protein 2A-like. The record is from RefSeq and is a predicted model, not a curated record. The coding region runs from base 1 to 1002 and encodes 333 amino acids. Lineage: Eukaryota; Metazoa; Arthropoda; Insecta; Coleoptera; Chrysomelidae. The transcript has a single exon.
AUGGCCAAAGCUUUUGAAGAUUCUAAAAUGGCGGAGAAAUUUCAAUCAGUGCCACUUUCACAUCAAACCAUACAAAGAAGGAUAGUUGCUAUGGGUGAGCAAGUAGAAAAGUCUAUGCUUAGCCUAGUUAAAAAAAGUUCAUAUUUCUCACUUUGUCUGGAUGAAAGCACUGAUCAAUCAGAUGUUAGUCAGCUCCUAAUAUUUGUGCGUACAACUUUUGACGAUUUUACCAGUAAAGAGGAGUUAUUUGAUAUCUGCCCUCUUUAUGGAACGACUAAAAGAAAAGACAUCUAUGAGGCUGUGAAGAAAGCAGUUGAUAGAAUUGGAGGUUUCGAUAAAUGUUCAGCCAUAGCAACAGACGGGGUCCCAUCAAUGACAGGUAAAAAAACUGGAUUAGUGGGUCUGCUUCGAGAGAAUGGUGUUACUUGUCCUGCAAUCCAUUGUAUUAUACAUCAGGGAGCUUUAUGUGGAAAAUCAGUCAAGCAAAAUCAAGUUUUUCAAACCGUGAGUAAGAUUAUAAAUAAGAUUAGAGGUGGAAAUCGAUCCCCUCUACACAGGCAACUUAGGCAGUUUUUAGUGGAAACAGAGGAUCAGUAUGGAGACUUGCUAAUGUACAACCAUGUAAGGUGGCUGAGUGCAGGAAAGUGCAUGGAACGGUUUUUUGCCAUAAGGAAGGAAAUCCCUGCAUUCCUCAAUGAAUACGUUUCAUCGGACACAACUGAACUGGAAAGAAAGCUUAAGGAUCCAGAAUUCUUAAGACAGUUAGCUUUUUCAACAGAUCUGACUAAUCAUCUUAACAGUCUAAACUUAAGUCUUCAAGGAAGAAACCAGGCGGUUUCAGAUUUAAUCGGAAAAAUAAACGGAUUUAGGAAUAAGCUGAGCGUGUUUAAACAUGCUUUGGAAAAGAACAACCUGACAUACUUCCCUAGCUGUCUGCAACUAGCAGAAGAAUUCAAUAGUGAGGAAAAUAUUGAGUUUUCAUGCUGCAGUUCACAAAUUUAA